Molecule: messenger RNA, 952 nt
Organism: Amoebophrya sp. A25
Lineage: Eukaryota; Dinophyceae; Syndiniales; Amoebophryaceae
Source: the annotation of a GenBank genome assembly
GUCCUGUGAAGCUUUAGUUCUGGCCCCCGAAUUCUCUGCCCUGCUACAGUAUGGUCCGAUUCAUUCACGAGUAAUUUGAAUCAAUCGGUUACGAUUAUCAGGUUCCUACUUAGAGAAAACUACAACAUUAGUCGAUGCCAUUUAGCACACUAAGAUGGCCCUCCUCGGAAGCAUUCCACCGAGACCUAGCCCGAAUGAUGUCUUGCUAGCGCAGCAUCGGCAGCCACUGAAUAUGCCUGUGCUUUAAGGUGACCGUAAUGACGACCCGGCGACUUGUCAGCGCAUGUUCGCAUUAGGAGUGAUCCGCUCAGAACAGGAAUUUUAUGCAUGGCUAGUCAAUCACUUUCGCGUGUGGACUGUGCAUGGAUGCUGUGUGAAUUCCCCACCUCAGAAAUAGUAAUCAAGGAAAAUUCCAGACACAGAAAUGGAACAAUGAAUCCACUCAAGCAGCAUGGAUAGUGAAGAUUACCUAGCGUUAAGACUGAAUGGAGCUGGUUCGGAAUUUGAACCAGUACAUCCGCAAACACCACCCUCUCGGAAAUCCAGUCGGCGUGGUCAGCAUUGGCGUUAUAAUAUUCACUUGUGGGCUGCUCAGCUUCCCGUUUCUACUGAUUUUUCUUCAUGUGGCAUGCAAGUAUCAGGAGUAGAGAAUGCGUGAAGCCAUUCAGAAUGACCCGAUUGUUAAAAAUUAUGGCUAAUAUUUUUCCCGAACAAAGAUAGUAUCUGAAGGGAGCGAGGAGCCACAGAAGCUGUCAAAGUUGCCUUAAAUACAGCAUAAUGGUGCAUCAGAGACCUAUUAGGAGAAACGCAAAGGGACAGUAAAACUGUGUCCCUGGCAUUGCAAAUAUGACAGUUCGGAUCUACGAAACUGUGGUCAACAGUACGCUAUGCCUCCACAACAACCUCAGAUUAUGGGUAAUGCACAAAGGAUGCUGUAAAGAAAAUUGGGGAG